UCAAUAUUCGAUACUACAUGCUUCUCUAUAUGGCCCCUUUGUGUCAAAUGUCAAUCAAACAGAAAUGAUGAAGACGACAUUGUAGUUAUUCACUAACAAAUAUCAAUAGGACCCUUUAUCCAAACCAAGUUGGUACGGUCUCAUGGGAGCCUUUAAUUGGUCCAGAGCCCCAAAAAUCUCCAACCAUACCACCAUCUUCUUCAGUUCUUAUGGAUGGGAAAUGAAGAAUUUAUUCUCAGAAGACUUUCAUCAAACACGAGAAGUGCAAAACCAAACACAACAGGAGAUAGAAAAUACAGGUGUAGAGAACGAACAAGAGCGAGCGAGAUGUGAAUGGGAUUUCAAACUCUCUGCCGCCGUAUCUUCAAGCACUACAGGAGCGGUCUCCGAUGUGCUUGGAGUGAUCGAAGUCGACCCAUCAGAUAGCAUCGUGGCCACCAGCGGAAUCGCGAGAAAGAUUAGAAUUUACAGUAUAAAUGAUGCAAGCAGAGUAGGGGUCUUCAACACUAGUGAAAGUAGCGAAGAGACUCUUCUGUUAGACCAUGCCACGGCAUGUGACUACUACAUAUGUACACCAGCCAAGCUCAGUAGCCUCAGGUGGAGACCCGGGUCCGGCCAACGGGUCAUAGGAUCCGGAGACUACGACGGGGUGGUCACAGAGUACGAUCUUGAAAGAAGAGUACCCAUUUUUGAACGCGACGAGCAUGGCGGGCGCCGGGUUUGGAGCAUGGACUAUUCCCAUUGUGAUCCCGUCGUUGGCGCUUCCGGGUCGGACGACGGAACCAUGAAACUUUGGGACCCACGUUGCGACGACGGGAAUUGUGUGGCUACGGUGCAGCCUAGCCUGUCACGUAGUCCCGUGUGUUGCGUCGAGUUUAACCCAUUCGGCGGUACAUUGAUAGCCGUCGGAUGCGCAGACAAGCGUGCAUACGGAUACGAUUUCCGGAUGACAAGGGAGCCUCUUAUAGUGUUCGACGGGCACCUGAAAGCGGUGUCGUACGUCCGAUUCCUUGAUAUGAAUACAAUAAUUUCCGCCGGAACCGACGGUUGUUUAAAGCUAUGGGAUUUACAAGAUUCUCACGUGAUUCGCACGUAUAGAGGGCACGUGAACAACCGAAGAUUCGUUGGGUUAUCCGUAUGGAAGAGUGGUGGGCUUAUCGGAUGUGGGUCUGAGAGUAAUCAAGUUUUUGUGUAUGAUAAGAGAUGGGGUGAGCCCAUAUGGGUUCAUGGGCUCGAGCCACUCGAACCAGUGAUGUCUCGAGCUGGGUUGGAUGAAGGUGGGUGGAUUAGUAGUGUGUGCUGGAGACAAGUUGGAGAGGGGCAGUGUUCACUUAUUGCAGGUAGAUCAGAUGGCGUUUUGCAGGUUUUUAUGGGCAAAAGGAAGUCGUCUUCUUCUGAUACAAAUAAAGUCAUUCGAUUGUAAGCUUUCCAUAAAUGGUAUACUAGCAACAAUGAUUUGACCAUAUUGAUCGGACAGCUCUGCUGUACGUAAUAACAUCGGUUGUCUAAUUUACUA
Messenger RNA from Tripterygium wilfordii, 1516 nucleotides. RefSeq names its product WD repeat-containing protein RUP2-like. Gene Ontology annotation, molecular function: protein binding. The transcript is spliced from 2 exons. Gene Ontology annotation, biological process: response to UV-B. The coding region runs from base 143 to 1423 and encodes 426 amino acids. Lineage: Eukaryota; Viridiplantae; Streptophyta; Magnoliopsida; Celastrales; Celastraceae. The record is from RefSeq and is a predicted model, not a curated record.